Paramuricea clavata is the source of this 506-nucleotide messenger RNA. The record is from the annotation of a GenBank genome assembly. Lineage: Eukaryota; Metazoa; Cnidaria; Anthozoa; Malacalcyonacea; Plexauridae.
AUGGCGGCGCUGAGACACUCUCACAAUAUUCCUGAUCAUCGUUGGGAUACUGCUUUACGUAUUGCAUGUUCUACGUUUAAUUUAAAUGAAUUUUAUCCUGAACAAAUAGAGGCGUUGCAGGCGCACUUUUCAGGCCAACAUGUGUAUGUGAACUUGCCUACUUCGUUUGGAAAGUCCUUGAUCUUUCAAGCAGUCCCGUUGAUUUAUGACAUCGUAAAACUUCGAGCGAAAGGCACAAGUAUUAUGGUCGUAAUUUCUCCUUUAAAAUCACUCAUGGAAGAACAGGUUUCAUUCUUAAAGGAAUUAGGAAUACCUGCCGUUUGUAUUACGGACGAAUCGAAAGACAAUGUAAUAGAAGCCGUGAUGCAAGGGCGAUAUUCUCAUGUAUAUGCCUCUCCCGAGUGUCUCCUUUCCACUAACAAGUGGAGAGGAAUAUUUGCUUAUAAAGCGUUCGUAGAAAAUCUUGUUGGAGUUGCUGUAGACGAAGCACACUGUAUUCACCAGUG